CCUCCGGUUAACGCUAACCGGCUACCCGUCUUGUUUAUGUUUCGCCUUUUGUUUAAGAGGCUUCUUUUUUAAAUAGGAUUUUCAAGCUAGGAAAGAUUCCAAAUUUUGUGAAGAAAAGUAACUGAUAGUUGUAUUCGCAAUUGCCCUUUCUGUAAAUGAUUUUUUAUCGUGUUUUAAUUUAAAAUCCUAUAUUUCUGAUACGUAAAAUAUUUUUACAUCGAUAAUUCAUAUAGGUUAAAAAGAUUUUUUGAGACAUUUAUCUUCACAAUGACGUUUUAUCAUCAAACACUUUACGAUGCCACAAAUAUAACUCAAGCAACAGUAGGCAAUUUUCUUAAUGGAAACAAAGAAGACAUCCUUAUAUGUACUGGGAAAGUUUUAAAAUUACUGAGGUUUGAACCACGCUAUGCUAUGCUUCACACCAUGAUAUCUGUGGAUAUUUUUGAUACUGUUUGUGCCAUGGGGAAGUUUCGCAAGAAAAGACAAUUCAAAGAUUCGAUAGUGAUUACAACAGAGAGGGGAUUUGUAAUUGUUUUAGUUGUUAAUGAUAAAAAAAUGGCAUUUGAAUGGAUUAUUGAAAAACAGUUAAAAAUUGACAUUCCAAGAAAAUUUCUUCUGCAUUAUUUGACUUUUGAUUUUCAAGGACGUGCUUUUUGUACAGCUGCAAUUGAAGCAAUGCAAUUUUGGAUUUAUCAUGGCAAAGACAACAGAAAUUUGGCUUAUAUGGAAUUUUCUGUAGACAAUACUGUUAUUUAUGACAUAACUUUUGUGGAUGAUAACUCAGAAAAUUUUGUUUUAGCAUAUUUAGCAGCUUCUUAUGAGUACGAAAUUGGAAAGAGACCAAAUUGCAGGCUGAUUUUUUCUAACAUUAGUAAAGAUGGUGAAGAGGGAGAAAGAGAUAUCAUAUUUAUAGAUCAUGCCAACUCUUUAAUAUCAGUUCCUGGUGAAAAAGGUGUACUGGUUUGUUCAGAAAAUUUUCUUACUUACUAUCCUAUGAAUCUACAAGAUGGUAUUGUUCGUUGUUCUAUUCCCAAAAGAAUAACUGAUCCUCUAGCCAAUGUUAUCUUUGUGUGUUUUACGAAAUACAAUGUAAAGACGGAUCCUAAUCUGCUGAAUGAACCAUCUACAGCUGAUGCAUCUUCUAUACAAAAUAAGAAAAAGUCCAUUUACUACUUUGCUCAGACUGAACAAGGAGAUAUCUUCAAAAUCCAGGUUGUUGUCAAUGAGCGUGGGGUGAAUGAAAUAAUACUAAAAUAUUUUAUCACCCUGCCUCUUGCAACUGCAUUAUGCGUUUUAGAAGGUGAAUUCCUCUUUGUCGUCUCUGAAUCUCAUAACCAUUAUGUUUACAAAAUAGCUGAUAUAGAAAAUGAUGCAAAGGUCCAUAGUUCUUUCAGCAGUUCCCUACCUCUCCCGGAAGGCAAACAUUUCUUUUUCAUGCAUCGCACACUGGAUAUUGCGCCAGUAUCUGAAAUAAAGAGUAUAUCUCCUAUCAUGCAAUUUGCAUUUUCACCCUGUUCAGCCAAGAAAUAUCAAUGGUGUUUGGCAAGUGGUCGAGGAUCUUUAUCUAAAUUAACGAUCUCUGAGCGAGAUGUUAUUUAUCAAUUUCAUACAAAAAUAGAAAAGGAAAAAGAUGAGAGACCCAUAGAUAUGUGGGCAGUAGAAAGUAUACCAAGUAUAAGUCAGGAAGCAGAAAUGCUCAUAGUUAUAUCUUUUGUAGAGACAACUGCUGUAUAUGCUGUAAAAAAUAAUUCAGCAUAUUUUAAAAGAAUUGUAAAAGAAGAAGCACUAUUGGCUUUAAAUUCAAAUACCCUAUACUGUGCCAAGAUUGGUGAAGAUGCUAUUAUUCAGGUAUGCCCUGUAGGGGUCUGUCUCAUCACAGCUAAAAAGAAUCAUCUUGUUGUUCCAGUUAAGGAGAAUUUAAUUCAUGCUUGUACAAUGAACAAGCAAACUCUCAUUUUAGCUUAUAGAGAUAGAUUUUUGGAGCCUCGUAAAAUUGGCGAGAAUGGUUCUUUAUUGGAUUCCAAAAUUCCCAGUUGGGAAGUCAAUGGAAAUGUCACCUGUUUGCUUUUGUCUGCCAAUAGUGGAAAUGACCAGCUGUUGGCAGUUGGCCUUUGCACUUCUAAUCCUGUUGUGUCUGAAGUUCAUUUAUUUAAUGUUUUUCCAGAAACAAGACUUCUAUGCAAGCUGUGUGUGGAAAGUUCUCCUUAUUCUUUUUGUUUUAUGAAUAUAGAUCCUAAUCAACCAUCUUUCUUGGUUGGUUGUGAGAAUGGAAAGGUGCUUACUAUUGUUAUGGAAAAGACAUAUAAGGGAUGUCAACUUAAUAUAAUGAAGAUUGAAGCUGUUGGCGCAAGAUCUGUGCGGUUACUGCAAGUGUGUGCUGAUGAGAAACAAAGUGUUCUAGCAAUCUCAGACGAAUCUUGGUGCAAAGAAACUGUUGAUGAGGAUUUCACUCAAGUAAGAGUAGCACUUUUUUGGUGCAUUUGUUUUAUACCAAAGCUUGAAAGUGUAGCAACAGUUUCUGACGCUUUAUUGAGGGCCGUUGAAGUGGAAAAUCUCCACUGUAAACCUCAAGUUACCAUUCCUUUGGAUUAUACUCCUAAGAAAUUAGUUACUGAUCCUCUUUCUGGAAAUAUUAUCAUCAUCGAAAGUGAUAAUAACAGUUAUACUGAAGAAACAAAGGAAAAAAAGAGAAAGGAACUUGAAAUGCAUAUAGCUGCAGCUAAAAACCCACAUUCGACCUCACGUCCACCUGCUGUUGAGAAGAUUCCAAAAUCAUGGGCUUCCCUUAUAAGAGUUAUAAAAUUUCAUGAGGGAAAUGUGAAAGAAGUUGCGGAAAUACGUGCGAAACAACGCGAAGCAGCUUUGAGUCUUUGUUAUUUUAAACAAGGCAACGAUAAUCUCCUUUUGGUGGGAUUGGCUAAAGAUUUUAAUUCUUCUUAUGGAUGCUGCGCAGAAGGAGCAAUACAAACAUUCCAAAUUUUGGAGGAGGGGCAAAUUAUCAAAUUUUUACACAAAACACAUACAAAAAGUGCCCCUUUAGCUAUGUGCUGUUAUGAAAAAAAAGUAUUAAUUGGAAUUGGAAGGAAACUUGCACUUUAUUCUGUAAGGCUUGAUGGAUUACAGCUAGUAUGUGAGGAAAAGGAAUGUGUGUUCCGAGCUAUAACAGCCAUAUAUCCUGUUGAUGAAAGAAUUUGGGUCAAUGAUUUGAAAUGUGGCAUGUCUUGUUUAUUGUACGAAUCAAGAGAAACUUUAAUCCACAUUAAAGGAAAAAAAGAAAAGAUCAAGAAAGUGGCCUUGCAUUUAUUAGAAAAAGAUAUAAAACCUAACGAAGUAACAGCAGCCUGUAUUUUAAGUGGUGAUCGAAUGGUUCGAGCUACUAUAUCUGGAAACAUUUUUAUAGUUCAACUUGGGACUUUGCAGGCCCAAAACAAUUCUAAAGUGGUUAAAAAAACUACUCCUGUCAUUACACUUCCACUAAUUCAACGUGAGAUUUUGCCAGCCAAAAUUUUGACUAAAAGUGGAUCUAUCUUUACACUUUCUCAAGAAAAAUUGCUUGCUUGUAUUUAUCUUGGAGAAAUUGUGUCAUCCAUACAGACAUUUAAAUUUUCAAGUAAAGCAUAUGAAACUGUGGUGUAUGCAACUCUCUCGGGAUCUGUUGGAAUCUUAUCAGAACUUAAAUUGAAAGAGAAUGUAAGAUUUUUGGACUCAGUGUAUAAAGCUAUGUUGGCGACGACAAAAGGAGUUGAGAGAAGCAGCACCGAUUUUCUUUGCUCACAUGCAAAGUUUCGUUCACAGUAUUAUCAAUGCCAGAAUGUAAUUGAUGGAGAUUAUCUUGGUCAUUUUGUAAAAUUGGACAAAGGACUUCGAUGUUAUGUUAAAAAUCAAGUCGGAAAAACCCCUCAAGAGAUAUUGGCUAAAAUUGAAAGCACAAGAAGAGAUUGUUUGCUAGAUUUUUUAUUUUAAAUGUUAUCAAUUCUGAUUUUAAAGCAAUUAUGUUUUAAUAUUACUUUUAAACAAUAUUAGUUGUCUCUGUUCACGCAUUAAUGUGCUGUCCUUUUUCAGCAUAUUUAUUUUAUCUCUUUAUUCUAUGAAUGAAAUAAAAGGAAAUAUAUAUAUAUCAUUUCAACUUCUCUAUUCAUUUUGUAAGACUUUCUUGCACAAACUCUAUGCUCUGGUUUUUCAAACUUGUCAUUAGUGGUGUAAAGUUUUGAAUUAAUCAAUUACUCGUAAAAUGCUAUCUGACAGGAAUGAGUGUGAAGAAAUUGUCAGUUGUUUAUUCAGAAGGGAACAUAUUAUUUGUCUGUUAAAAUAAUACUCAAAUAGUGCAAAUCAAGAGUUAAAAUAUUCACAUUAUUCAGUUAAAAAUUAUUUUCUGUUUUCAACUAAUAAAAAAUUAACUCCUGAAUUAUUACAAAACUUUCAUUAAAACAUUUCUUCAGUAUUUUUCCUGCUGAGAGAAUUCUAUGAUGAGAAGAUGAGAUCUGCAAGUAAAUGGAUUCUUGCUUCACUACUAUAUAAGCAGGGAUGUGAGAUUAAAUUACCUCCAUUCAAAUGUCAGAACAUACCUUUUAUGAUUGUGUUGGGCCUUGACAUAAGAUGGCCCUUAGGAUGCUAUCCUCAAUUUUCACCAUUUCCAUAUAACCAAGGACAAUGGGAUAAUUCCUUCAUGGUGUAUAUGAGCUAAAAUUGAAAUCAUUGCAACACAUAUUCAUAGCAGAAGUUGUCACAUAUUAAAUCAGUUGUUAAAAGUUGUAUAAACUUGUAUGGGGAAAAAAAAGAUUCAUUUAAUAUUAGCAGUUGGCAGAAUCCUGACAAAAAAAUCUUUCUGCUGUCUGCAACUUUAUUUUAAAGAGAGAAAAAUCUGUAGCAUUAUAGAAUUUCAAAAUUUCUUGAAAGAUUUCUAAUAAUCCCAAGUAAUUUUUAAUAAUUACAAUUCUUUUCAUAAGUGUUAAUAUUUUUUAAGAAGUAUAUAAACUUUAAGUAAAUAUUUUAAGUGGCAAUUCAAAUAUUUAAUGGCAACAUAAAAUAGAAAAGUAGCCAUUUUGAAUGGUAAUUUAAACCUCCUGCCAUCAUUAAAAGCAAUAUUCCAAAUUUUGAAUAAAUUUUUAAGUAGUAAAAACCUUUAAAUAGUUUUUAAGUUAAA
Argiope bruennichi is the source of this 5143-nucleotide messenger RNA. Its product is annotated as splicing factor 3B subunit 3-like. The coding region runs from base 268 to 3963 and encodes 1231 amino acids. The record is from RefSeq and is a predicted model, not a curated record. The transcript has 28 exons. Gene Ontology annotation, cellular component: nucleus; U2 snRNP. Gene Ontology annotation, molecular function: U2 snRNA binding; protein binding. NCBI's taxonomy places the organism in Eukaryota, Metazoa, Arthropoda, Arachnida, Araneae, Araneidae. Gene Ontology annotation, biological process: mRNA splicing, via spliceosome.